UCUCCUGUAUCUGAACAGAGAAUACUAAAGCAGUAAUGAUAACGAUCAAAACAAUGCAGCGUAAUGUUGGGUGAAUAGAAACCGAAAGUUAUGAGACAUGGAAGGGAAAACCAAUCUUAAGAGAAGGGGAGGUGUUCAUCAGCUGGGGCAGACUGUAUAUAAACUGUGGUGCGCUGAACCAUCCGACAACUGCGCCAGAGCAUCGUUUGUGUUCCUGUCACAGCCAAAAAGACUUCAAGUUUUUCGAAGGAAUUUGCUAAAGACAUCGCAAGGCCACUUCUAUCAUGGAUAUAAACAUCAAUAUGCUAAACGGGACGUCCCACACCCUGAGGGUGCAACCACAGGACACAGUGGGCUCUCUGAAAAUCCGCAUCCAGAAGGAACUAGGAGUUCAAUGUGAGACCCAGAGGCUGAUCUUAGUGAACGGCCUGAGCACUUCUCUCACCGACGACUCCAUGUCCCUCAGCUCCUACGGCUUGCACUCCGGCGCCAUGGUGUCCCUGCGGGUGACCCAGCCGGCCACCCAGCCGGCGACCCGGCCGGCGACCCAGCCGGCCAUCCGUCCGGCGACCCAGCCGGCUCCGCGGCCGGCGCCCCCGCCGGCAAUCCAGCCGGCGACACCGCCGGCGACACAGCCGGCCAUCCGUCCGGCGACCCAGCCGGCUCCGCGGCCGGCGACCCAGCCGGCCACAUGGCCGGCUACCCAACCGGCCACGUGGCAGGCCACCCGGCCGGCCACCCAGCCGGCCACCCAGCCGGCGACCCGGCCAGCCACUCAGCCGGCGACCCGGCCGGCCACUCAGCCGGCCACGUGGCAGGCCACCCAGCCGGCGACCUGGCCGGCCACCCAGCCAGCGACAUGGCCGGCGACCCAGCCGGCCAACCAUCUGGCGACCCAGCCGGCCCCACAGCCGGCGACCCAGCCGGCCACCCAGCCGGCGACCCGGCCGGCCAACCAUCUGGCGACCCAGCCGGCCCCACGGCCGGCGACCCAGCCGGCCACCCAGCCGGCGACCCGGCCGGCCACUCAGCCGGCCACCCGGCCGGCCACCCAGCCAGCGACAUGGCCGGCGACCCAGCCGGCGACACGGCCGGCGACCCAGCCGGCCACCAUCCAAGUGUUCCUCAGAAACGAAAAGGGGAAGGUGAGCACAUACAACAUCAAACCCGACGAGACGGCCACUUCUAUCAUGGAUAUAAACAUCAAUAUGCUAAACGGGACGUCCCACACCCUGAGGGUGCAACCACAGGACACAGUGGGCUCUCUGAAAAUCCGCAUCCAGAAGGAACUAGGAGUUCAAUGUGAGACCCAGAGGCUGAUCUUAGUGAACGGCCUGAGCACUUCUCUCACCGACGACUCCAUGUCCCUCAGCUCCUACGGCUUGCACUCCGGCGCCAUGGUGUCCCUGCGGGUGACCCAGCCGGCCACCCAGCCGGCCACCCCGCCGGCCACUCAGCCGGCGACCCAGCCGGCGACCCAGCCGGCCAACAAUCUGGCGACCCAGCCGGCCACCCAGCCGGCCACCCAGCCGGCCAACCAUCUGGCGACCCAGCCGGCCCCACGGCCGGCGACCCAGCCGGCCACCCAGCCGGCGACCCGGCCGGCCAACCAUCUGGCGACCCAGCCGGCCCCACGGCCGGCGACCCAGCCGGCGACCCGGCCGGCCACUCAGCCGGCCACCCGGCCGGCCACCCAGCCAGCGACAUGGCCGGCGACCCAGCCGGCGACACGGCCGGCGACCCAGCCGGCCACCCAGCCGGCCACCAUCCAAGUGUUCCUCAGAAACGAAAAGGGGAAGGUGAGCACAUACAACAUCAAACCCGACGAGACGGCCACUUCUAUCAUGGAUAUAAACAUCAAUAUGCUAAACGGGACGUCCCACACCCUGAGGGUGCAACCACAGGACACAGUGGGCUCUCUGAAAAUCCGCAUCCAGAAGGAACUAGGAGUUCAAUGUGAGACCCAGAGGCUGAUCUUAGUGAACGGCCUGAGCACUUCUCUCACCGACGACUCCAUGUCCCUCAGCUCCUACGGCUUGCACUCCGGCGCCAUGGUGUCCCUGCGGGUGACCCAGCCGGCCACCCAGCCGGCCACCCCGCCGGCCACCCAGCCGGCGACCCGGCCAGCCACUCAGCCGGCGACCCGGCCGGCCACUCAGCCGGCCACGUGGCAGGCCACCCGGCCGGCCACUCAGCCGGCGACCCAGCCGGCGACCCAGCCGGCCAACAAUCUGGCGACCCAGCCGGCCCCAUGGCCGGCGACCCAGCCGGCCACCCAGCCGGCGACAUGGCCGGCGACCCAGCCGGCGACACGGCCGGCGACCCAGCCGGCCACCCAGCCGGCCACCAUCCAAGUGUUCCUCAGAAACGAAAAGGGGAAGGUGAGCACAUACAACAUCAAACCCGACGAGACGGCCACUUCUAUCAUGGAUAUAAACAUCAAUAUGCUAAACGGGACGUCCCACACCCUGAGGGUGCAACCACAGGACACAGUGGGCUCUCUGAAAAUCCGCAUCCAGAAGGAACUAGGAGUUCAAUGUGAGACCCAGAGGCUGAUCUUAGUGAACGGCCUGAGCACUUCUCUCACCGACGACUCCAUGUCCCUCAGCUCCUACGGCUUGCACUCCGGCGCCAUGGUGUCCCUGCGGGUGACCCAGCCGGCCACCCAGCCGGCCACCCCGCCGGCCACCCAGCCGGCCCCACGGCCGGCGACCCAGCCGGCCAUCCAGCCGGCGACACCGCCGGCGACACCGCCGGCGACACAGCCGGCCAUCCGUCCGGCUACCCGGCCGGCCACCCAGCCGGCGACCUGGCCGGCCACUCAGCCGGCCCCACGGCCGGCGACCCAGCCGGCGACCCAGCCGGCCACCCAUCUGGCGACCCAGCCGGCCACCCGGCCGGCGACCCGGCCGGCCACUCAGCCGGCGACCCGGCCGGCCACUCAGCCGGCCACCCGGCCGACCACCCAGCCGGCGACAUGGCCGGCGACCCAGCCGGCGACACGGCCGGCGACCCAGCCGGCCACCAUCCAAGUGUUCCUCAGAAACGAAAAGGGGAAGGUGAGCACAUACAACAUCAAACCCGACGAGACGGUGAGCAACUUCAGGAGCAAGGUCGAGUGCACAGAGGGGAUCACGGCGAACCAGCAGAGGCUCAUUCACCAAGGCAGAGAGAUGAAUCAGGGGAAACUUUCAGACUACAACGUCCGCUCGCUGAGUACCAUCGACCUGAUGCUCCGCCUGAGAGGAGGCUGAGGACACUUCUGCUUUAAUCUAGAAAGUUCUGUACUUUCCUUUUUUUAUCUAAAUGAAAAACACGUAGCCUCAAGUGUCAUAUGUCUUUUAUUUUUUUCUAUUUUAAUUGUAAAAAAUCAAGACAUUCCUCGAGGUGUAAUUGUGCCAUAUCUUAAAAACUUGUUUAGGCUUUAUUCAGUAUUUGGUUUUUCCAGUAAAAUAUGUUAUACACACACAACAAAGCAUAUUAUAAUCUUAUUUUCACACGUUUUAAUCAGGUAACGUUAUUUGUACGCUGUUAAAAAAUAUAAUAAAGUUCUAAAUGUAAA
Molecule: messenger RNA, 3562 nt
Organism: Cottoperca gobio
Lineage: Eukaryota; Metazoa; Chordata; Actinopteri; Perciformes; Bovichtidae
Product: mucin-2-like
Exons: 5
Coding region: 285-3254 (989 amino acids)
Molecular function (GO): protein binding
Source: RefSeq, a predicted model, not a curated record